Mytilinidion resinicola is the source of this 2343-nucleotide messenger RNA. RefSeq names its product HET-domain-containing protein. Bases 278 to 2209 code for a protein of 643 amino acids. Lineage: Eukaryota; Fungi; Ascomycota; Dothideomycetes; Mytilinidiales; Mytilinidiaceae. The transcript has 2 exons. The record is from RefSeq and is a predicted model, not a curated record.
GGGAUCCCAUUUUGCACGGAUUCGAAAGUGGGUUGCGAUAGAGUAUGGGCAUGGCUGAGACAGUACCUACCUAGACCUGUGGCUGAAGUAGUCUAACUCCUUUAGGUAACGCAGAUUUCCCCGCGUGAGGAACCCGGACAACAGACACGCAGAAAGUGUACCACAAGUUGGGAGAUCACCACAGGUCAGAAACCUUGAAGAGUGUCGUCAUUCAGUUCACCAGAAAUAGGAAUCAAAUCAGUAGUUAGCGCCACUUUCGACGAACAUCACUGGUGUCAUGGAGGAAGAGCUGAAAUCUGUACAGCCGACUUGCAAUGUACUUCAAAAACCGCCAGUAUCAGCACCAAAAGCCAUAGCAACACUCGAAGAACUGAACUCAGAUGCUGCCAAAAAGGUUUACAGAAACCGACUUGCGAGCAGCGAGCUCCGUCUGAUCAAGAUUCACCCUGGAGACGGGCCGAGUACAGUUACAUGCUCGAGCUUCAGUGUCCAAGAAGGAGACUUACCAGACUAUGAGGCUUUGUCAUAUGUCUGGGGCGGUCAAGAUACAACCAAAACCAUACUUCUUGACGACGUCACUUGGCAUGUCACGCCAAACUUGCAUUCCGCUCUUUCGCACCUUCGCUUCUCGGAUCGCUUUCGCGUUGUUUGGAUCGACGCUCUAGCAAUCAAUCAGACUGACUUACAAGAGCGCAAUGAACAAGUCAAGAAGAUGUCUGCUGUCUAUGCAAACGCAACAUCAACGCUGAUCUGGUUGGGUGAGGCAACGGACGACCUAAUACUUGUCACCUUCGAGCUCUUAAAGUCAUAUUCUGAGCUCACAGAGACUGACCGGCGCAUGUGGCGAACAGGAUUCACUACACGAGACAUCAGUUUCAAAAGCGGCAUUGUGAGCAUGAUGAAUCGCAUCUUUAAGCUAGAAUACUGGCAGAGAAUCUGGGUCGUUCAGGAGAUCCUUUUCUCUGAUCAAGCGUUUCUAAUGUAUGGUCAACAUACUAUUGGCUACGAUGACUUCUUCGCUUGUAUGCGAGAAAUCAGCGCUGUCUGCGCAAAGUCGCCUGAGGAAUUGGAAGCCAUACCGCAGAGAUCGAUAGAUUCGGGAACCUGGUCAUUGGCCGCUCUGGCGCAUUCAACAAAUUUGAUGAUUUCUGAAGUCAUACCAGCUCGCGGGGCGGCAAGGCAUGGUAAACACCUGAGCUUGCGACAGUGGCGAACGGCACAGCUGAAGCGAUCUAUGGAUCGAAGAGACAAGGUUUUUGGCUACUACGGUUGUUUCCAUCCGUCAAUUCGACAGCAAAUCCAGGUGGACUACUCAAAGACAUUAUCAGAAGUCAUCACUCUUAUGAUGCGCCUACUAUUAAAAGAAGAAGGAUUGAACAUGCUUCUCGGUCCCCGAAUGGUUUACGACCCCAAGUACAGAAUACCCUCGUGGGCUUGGUCGUUGAUGGAACCGACGACGGUACCCAGCAGGACUCUUGGUACUCUUAGUGCCAUAGAGGACAAAAGUCCAGGGGACUGGUGCGCUGGAGGGUCUCUUCCAAGCGUCCUUGACUUUUCUGAAGAUGGUACAGUGCUUCAUGUCAGAGGAAAGACGGUCGCGACCAUUGAAGCUACGGCACCAUCAUUUUCUUCUCCCCCUCGCAACGUUGGCAAUGACCUCUUCGUCUUGGAUAACUCCUUGGCGGAUCUAGACUUCAAGACUUUGAUGGAACAUUUCAGAUUGACAUGGCAGUCGUUCAGUUUGCUACCAGACUUUCCGAGUACGCUUGGAUUCAUCACCGCGUUCUGGCUACAACCAAGCGGACCAACGCUUUCGGAACUGGCGCGCUGGCUGUGCGCUGGUGGUAGUGGGAGCUUGGGAACCAGCCAGACGGACUAUAACCCUCAUCUGAUUGACAGCCUUGUGUCCCUCCACUUCCACCGGCGUAUGUUCUAUUUCAUGCCGGCGACGAUGAAACCAAGCACGGAUCCCGAAGUCCGGCACUUUCAAGGACAAAUUCAUGGAGAAAGUGGAUUAGGUCCGGAAGAUGUUGCGCCCGGAGACAAGCUUUGUGUGCUUCGAGGAUGCACGGUUCCUGUCGUGCUGCGGCAAGAAGGUGAUCAGUACAUUCUGCUCGGAGAAGCGUAUGUUCCUCGGAUCAUGCGUGGUGAGGCUAUUCGGGCAGCUGAAGCUGGCGAAGAAGAAUAUGAGGACUUUUGGAUAAUAUGACGAUAACUAAACGGUUGCUUGUAUGAGUUUUGCUACGGCUUCUAAGGUAUUAAGAGCAUUCUUGUACUGGAACGUUGGACUCACCUGGGCACCUGACAAAGCACCAAAGUCCCGGCCCCAAUAGUUAUUCUGGA